Messenger RNA from Caenorhabditis angaria, 4631 nucleotides. NCBI's taxonomy places the organism in Eukaryota, Metazoa, Nematoda, Chromadorea, Rhabditida, Rhabditidae. The record is from the annotation of a GenBank genome assembly.
AUGAGAGAAGACGAAGUCCAAACAUCCCAACCGUCGACUUCACAAAAUCCAAAGAAUAUUCAACCUACGGUUAAUGCUCCGGAACAAAAUGAAGAAGUGAAUGAUGAGCAACCAAAACAGGGCACCUCAGAGGAACCAUAUUUCGUUAGUUUGAAAUUACAAGGGCAGAAUUAAAUAUUUGUUUUGUUAUUUUAGGAUGGAUACCAUGAAUUUGGAUACGAUUCAGAUGUUCCUUUUGCGCCUUGGAGAAGAAGACGAUACAGUUUUUCGAUAGAAGGGUUAGUUUUUCACAACAUGCAUUUCUGAUUUUAAAUAGCCUGGAAACCCAGAAUCAAACAUGGUCUUCUAAAAUGAAAGAUAUUCACCUCUAGAUUGUCCGGAUCUAUAUAAGAAGGUGCCAAAAAGCUUUCUCGAUUUUAUGGAGCCAGAGGAAAAGCGACUAGGAAAUUUCAUAGAUUUCUAGUCCCUCCAGAAGCUUUUCCUCGAGCUCCAUAAAAUCGAGAAAGCUUUUUCGUAACUUUUUAUAUAGAUUCGGACAGUCUAGAGAUGAAUAUAUUUUAUUUUAGAAGGCCAUGUUUAUUUGCCGAGCCAUUUAAAAAAGUUUGUUCUUCCAGUUUACACGAAGAAAUCAUCGAUUUAUAUCAUUGGAUUCGACCCAACGAAUUGGAAACAAGGAUACGACGGAAAGUGUUUGAAAAAGUAUACGAUACCAUAGCAAAAAGAUGGAAAGAUCGAAAUGUGACAAUUUCAAUGUUCGGAAGUCUACGCACCAAUCUAUUCUUGCCAUCUUCGGAUAUCGAUGUUCUAAUUGAAUGUCCUGACUGGGAUUACGAUGUUCCCGCGAAUUUGCCGGCUGAUGAAGCGAAAGCAAUUCGUGAGGACAUUUGUAGUUAUGUAAGUAAAUAUAUAAAAAAAAUAACAUGAAAAAAUAUUAAAAAUAAUAAUUUCAGUGGUUGGAAGAAACAGCAAAAUGUUUGCAUCCAGUUGGAAUCGAAAAACAAGUGUCAGUUUUAACGGGUGCUUUUGUACCGAUUGUGAAAAUGGUUGAUUUGUAAGUUUUGUGAAUUGAGUAAAUAUAAAAUUCAAUCAAUAUAUUUCAGGAAUUCCCGCUUGUCCAUCGAUAUUUCCUUCAACACUGUUCAAGGUGUUCGUGCUGCUGAUUACAUCGAAAAAGUCAAAUCCGAAUUUCCAAUCAUCGAACCUUUGGUAUUAAUUCUCAAACAAUUUCUACAUUUUCGUCGAUUAAAUCAAACUUUCACCGGAGGAUUGUCGUCAUAUGGUCUUAUAUUGUUACUUGUCAAUUUCUUCCAGGUAUGCUGCUGCUGAUAAUGUAUCGUGCAAAGUGAAGAAAAAAAUGCGAAAAAUCAAAAAAAUAUCGUUGAAACAGCCGCUUUUUUUCGCAGAAAAAAGUCUAUUUCAGACAAAUUCUUUCAAUUUCUGUCCAUUUUGGCUCGAAAAACACCAGAAAAUGCGAAUUCUGGGGAAAAAUGCGGCUGUUUGCACGAUAUUUUUUGAUUUUUAGCAGUUUUUUUCGCUUCGCACGAUGCAUAAUAAUUUGACUAGAGUGUAGUCUAUUUUUCUCUUUUUUUAGAUGUAUGCAAUGCCGAUGCGCGGAAAACAAAUCUACGACAAAGGUGUGAAUCUUGGUGAAUUGCUCAUGCGAUUCUUGGAAGUGUAUUCGCAAGAGUUCAAUUUCGAGAAUCUCGGAAUCUCUGUAACAAAAAUGCGAUAUAUUCCAAAAGACGGACCAACACUUCGCGGUGUCGCAACUCGUGCUCAAACUGGAACCCUCUAUCUCGAAGAUCCUCUGUUGUCGUGCAACGACGUUGGCCGCUCCACCUAUAAUUUUUCUGUAAUCGCAAACGCGUUCGGUCAAGCGCUUCAAAUUCUUCUUGUCGCUGUAACUGUUCGAGAUCGUCGAAGAUCUGUUGCGUGGCACAAAGUGUAUCGAGGAAGUCUGUUGUAUUUGAUAACACCAUUCACUAUUCAUGAAAUUAAUUAUCGAAAUUGGCUGACGGGCGGUGUUAUGGACUUUAGACAGAAACAGAAAAUUCAUAAUUUGAGUUAUGUUUCGAACACACUAAUCGCACCGGUAAGUUGAGAUAAAGACAAUAAUUUGAUGUUUUUCAGCAAGUGAUUUGAAAUAUUGAAUUUUAAUGGGGUGAGUCAAUCGAAUUAAUCGACGUGUUUUUUGCGAUUAAUUGACAAAAAAAGUGAGUCUUUUAGGGCGAUUAAUUUCACGUUUUUGUCAAUUCAUCGCUUUCAUUUCUUGGUAAAAAAUGCGAUUAAUUGCAUAAAAAAUAGAAUUUAUUUGACCUAUAUUUUAAAACGUGACCUAUAUGAGUUGGUAUUAUCAAUAAAAAAUUGUCUUCUCUCAAUUUUCUUUCAUUUCGAAAUGAAUCCAAAAAAUAAGCAGUGAAUUUGGGACACGUUUCAAAAAAGAGGUCAAAUAAAUUCUAUUUCGUAUUGAAAUUCCUUAUUUUUGAAUGCAAUUAAUUGCAAAAAAAGAUGAAAUUAAUCGACAAAAACGUGAAAAAAUCGCACAAAAAAGACUCACUUUUUCUGUCAAUUAAUUGACAAAAAAUAAAAUUGACUCACCCCAUAAUCGUAUUCAUAGGAUAGAAAUGUCCGAGACAAUUUCUAUGAUAUACAAUUUUAUGUCAUUUACUUUAGGGAUGGAGUCGAUCAACUAAACGUCCCUAAAUCGCUUGUGGUUAACGUAAAGUCGUAAAAAUUUAUAUCAUUCGGUUUGUCUUGGACAUUUUUAUCCCAUGAAUAAGAUUAAAAUCCAAUAUUUCAGCACACUUGCUAGAAAAACAUGAAAAUGUCGAUGUACAAAUGUUAUUUGAUAAUAACAAUUCACAAAUAUUUAUAUUUUUAGACAAGAGAUCUGACUCCAUUCGAAUGGAUGCGUCGUGUACCAUUAUCACGUCAAAAGAAACCGGCGUCGAUAACAACUCCUUCUGCUGGCCAACAAGAAGAAAUAGUAGAACAAACCGCAGAGGAAGCACGAGAAAGUCAACUCGAAGAAACUAGAAGAAAAUUCAAAGAAGCGGUAGAGGAUAAGAAGAAUGAAGAGGAUGAUGAUGAGAUGACACCUCCACCAGUCAUCACAUCAACAGCUUCUGUCACAACAACUGUAAGCACGGCGGCGAGUAUUAGUGAAAGAGAAGAUACUGAUUCGCCGGUUUUAUCGAAUGAUGUUGUCACUUCAUCGGAUGACGAAUAUGGGGUUGCCACUCAAAAUCAUGCUGUUCAAUUCAAAAAGCCGUUUAGUGAAGUUGUUGCCGCGUCAGCCGGUUUAUCGAAUGACACGAAAAAGGGUUAUACGAGUCAGAAGAACAAUUAUAUUGGUGAGUGGUUUUAAUAGGGUUUGAGCUGGAAAAAAUGAUGGAGAUUUCGGUUCAAAUUGUGUUUUGGACCUCAAAAAUACUCAAAUUAAGAUAUUUUUUAAAAUUGUACCACAGAAGAUUGGCCGAGGUCUGAAAUGGUGAAAUUUCAAUAAAAAUUAGGAGUUCGAUAAUUUUCAAUUGAGCUUCAUCUUAAAAAGUUCAAGUAUAAAAUGAUUCGAAAUAGUUAGAGAAUCAAUGAAAGCUAGAUCAUACCUCUUCAAGAUACCUGGUUUUUUUUUUCGAAAAAAAUCAUCCCAUCAAAAUUUUUGAAAAAUCUUCUUGAUGAAAAUUUGGUAUUUGGCUUGAAAAAUGUCUUUUUUUUUCGCCAAAAUUAUAAAAUUUCAAUAAAAAACAGGGAUUCGAUAAUUUUCAAUUAAGCUUCAUCUUAAAAAUUAAAAAUAAUGAUUUCAGAACGUCCAUACAAUGAAAGUACAUUCUAUGGUGUUCCAAAUGGCUAUGCAGCAGCUGUGAAUGGAAAUGGCAACAGAUAUCGAUCAUUCAACUACAACCGCGACAAAAGAACAAGUCGAAAUCAUUCGCAAGGAAGCAACGACGGUUCAGUAUCCGAAUAUCAGCAAAACAACAAAAGAUAUUCGAAUAAUAGCCGUGGACGUGGUCGAACAUCUUCACAUUCAUCAAAUCGCUCUAGAAAUUCGUCAGAUUCUCGUUCAACUGGAUAUAAUAAAAAUAAUCGACCAAAAGAAAAUGGUAAUAUUAUUGUUGCUAAUGAUAAUGUUACACCAGCAACAAAUAAUAAAGAAGUAACAGUGAAUGCGACAAUAAAUGGUCGAAAUCCGGGAUUAUUUCGAUACGCUGAUGCUGUCAAAAUGACAUCGAAUGGAAAUGCGCCAAAUCGAGUUGUGACGGCGGCAGCUACAGUUGUCGCAACUACAACAACAACAACAAAUGGUAAUAAUAUUAUUGCUAAUUCAAAACCAUUAAAAAAUGGUAGUAUUUCGGAUAUUAUUGAUGAUAAUAACAAGACAAGCAUGAAUUCGCCAACAAUCAAUGAUAUUAAUCCACAACUUUUGGUUUCGGUGAGUAAACAUUCAAGGGAAUCCCAUUCUUUCAGAAAUGACCUUUUGCAGGCAGCUAAAAUCAGAGUUGGGUGAUUUGAAUCAACCAAACUUGGGUUGAUUUAAAUAACCCAACUCUGAUUUUAGCAGCCUGCAAAAGGUCAUUUCUGAAAGUGUGGGGUUGCCUUGACCGUUUAUUUUGCAGGUUAAUAAUCGUCGAUGA